Molecule: messenger RNA, 1992 nt
Organism: Hemibagrus wyckioides
Lineage: Eukaryota; Metazoa; Chordata; Actinopteri; Siluriformes; Bagridae
Gene: sptssb
Product: serine palmitoyltransferase, small subunit B
Exons: 2
Coding region: 758-1153 (131 amino acids)
Biological process (GO): ceramide biosynthetic process; endoplasmic reticulum organization
Cellular component (GO): serine palmitoyltransferase complex
Molecular function (GO): serine C-palmitoyltransferase activity
Source: RefSeq, a predicted model, not a curated record
CAGUGACGUCACGUGAAGACGACGCAGACUGCCGUCUGGUGAGUGUAGUAAGAGGCAGUAACUAGUAAAAAAUGCUGUGACUGUGCACGGUGAUAUUGUGGGAGAGAGAGAGAGAGAAAGAGAGAGAUGAUGAUGAUGAUUUGCGCACCGCGAAAGGCUCCGGGUUUAACGGCUUGGAUCGCGUGCUCGUCCGUGGCACGGUUCCGAUGACGUCACGCGCCGUACUGCGGCGGCAGCAUCAUGACCGGAGGAAGGGCAGAGACUCUGCGCCAAACGGGAGAACGGCGCGCGGUGUAAAAGAAAACACAAGCCCUGCGGAUUAUUUUGCCAACGCGUUUCUGUGCAAAUGAGACUCAGGACUCACGGACCGUGAAUCAGCCGCCCACGCGCGCGCGCACGUACUCACUCACUCACUCACUAUACACAGGUGAGAGUGAAAAAAAAAGAACCCAAAAAAAGGGCCAGGGUGGGUGUGGUGUCCGAUCUCAAGUAGAAGAGGUGUGUGUGUGUGUGUGUGCGCGUGCGUGCAUGCGUGCGCGCGUGCACCUGACAUUCCCAGACCGGUGGAGCAGCUUUACGUUUGGACGAAGCAGUGUCCCGCGAUCAACUUCAUCCACCAGGCUGUGUGUAUGUGUGUGCGCGUGUGUUUAUAUCUGAAGGACUCUCAGAGACCUGGCAGCUUUUGUUUUUCUCCCUUUUUUCUCGAUGCCCCUUGGGAAAUUAGCUACAAGUUCCAGCCUAGGAAAUAUGUAAUAGAAUGCCCUUAUGGGAAAAAAACAAAAACAGGGGGAAUGUUCUAGACAAACACCUUUGCAACACUUCUGUAAUACGAAGCCUGCUGUGUUUUGUCUCUUUUCAUCAUCAUGCUGCCCAGUGCCAACUAGCAUCUGGGAAGGACAAAUCCAGAAGCAUGGAUGUGAAGAACAUGCGAGAGUACAUGGGCUGGCUGUACUACCAGUAUCUCCUCAUCACUGGCAUCUACGUCCUGGAACCGUGGGAGAAGUCCAUCUUCAAUACGGUGCUCUUCACCAUGGUGGCAAUGGUGGUCUACACUUCCUAUGUCUUCGUGCCCAUCCACGUGCGCCUGGCACUGGAGUUUUUCUCAGGACUGUGUGGGGAGCAGCCAGAGAGUACUGUAGCGCUUAUGAGCUAAAGAGGAGCUUUGUUUUUUUGUUUUGUUUUUGUUUUGGUUGUCUCUUUUCUCAGGAAGAUUCAGGAGCGAUAAAAGAAGAAAACAAAACGUGAAAAAGCCAUGUUCCCGAUCCGUCUUCUCCUUUCCCAUCUAGCCUCACGACGACACCGUGUGUGACGGUGCAGGAUGGGACCCUGAAUGACUGCUUAUAUUUUGCAUGACAGGACCAAUCCGUCACUUAUGAUCCUUUGCAUGUGGUUUAACCCAGUACUCAAUCCUCCAGUGAGGCAAAGUGUGCAUUACUUGCUCUCUCACAUGUCAGUUUCCUUUACAAACAUGUCAAAUUUUCACGUUCCCUAUGCAAUGGGGCUGGUCCGGGUGCAAAACCAAUGUUAGCUGAUGUGAUAUUGAUUGUCUCGUAUGACACCUGGUAAGUUAAACCCACCUGAGCAAUAGUUUCAUUUCUUCCGUAUGCUUUAACUGUUUAAGCAAAUGACCUGUCUUCUGUCCUGUACUGAGCAGUGCAUGCUUUCCCACUUAGACUGAAGAAUUAGCAACACACCCUUCACGUAUGCUGGCUUGUUAUUUUCUCUGUGUUUAUAGAAUGUGUCUGUGUAUAUUUAUCGACAGAACACUGGCUUACUGAAUACUUGGCUGGUUACAAUGUGCUCUUUAUGCCAUACAUGUAUUUUAAGAACGUUCAUCUGGAAAUGAUAUCGUGUUUUAUUUUUGGAGAGAAUAGAAUCACAGACGUCAUGGCGACAUUUUCUAUGACAUUUCUAUGGAUUCUGAUAUGGAUAUGCAAGUCAAUGAAUGUUUCUACAUGAUGUUGAUUUUUCACAAAUAAAGUACUUUUGCAA